UUUUGUAGCAUAAUUCCGUUUAAUCUGGAGAUUUUUCGGGGAAACAACCAAAAUCCUGAACUAAUAUAUUUUUCUGUGGAGCCGCAGUGACUGUCAGAGGAAAAACUGAGACAUUAAAGUUUUUUUAUCCUGUUUUGUUUGACAGAUGUUUCACAUGCUUUGGUUUUUAAGUCUCAUUCAUGUAAUAAAAAUCCUUCCUCUCUGUUUGAAUCCAUCGUUGCCUCUCCAGCCAAUCAUGGUUUCUGUUGCCACGUAACGGGCUAAAGUUGGAGUAUAAAAAGCUGCGCGCUAAUAAAUUAUGACGCCCGUCAGCGCGGCUCAUUUUCCCACGCAGCUCCGAGGCGCAUCACGUCGCAGCGGAUCUUGUCCUUCUGGUUCACCUGAAGCCGAGCAGCAGAGACCAUGCACCUGUCCCGGACUGCGCUGUGCCUCAGCCUGCUGGCUGUUCUGGGUCCCGUGGUUCUGAGCGAGCCGGACCCGCAGCCGGCCGCCGCCACCAGCCCCACGGACACGGAGCAGUGCCUCACCUGCGAGGUGCGGCAGCACAUCAAGACCAUGCGGAUCAACGCCAUCAAGUCGCAGAUUCUGAGCAAACUGCGCAUGAAGGAGGCGCCCAACAUCAGCCGGGACGCGGUGCAGCUGCUGCUGCCCAAGGCGCCGCCGCUGCAGCAGCUGCUGGACCAGUACGACGUGCUGGGAGACGACAGCCGGGAUCCGGUACCGGAGGAGGACGACGAGCACGCGACCACCGAGACCCUGAUGAUCAUGGCCACUGAACCCGACCCGGCGGUCCAGGAGGACGGGGAACCGACGUGCUGCUUCUUCUCCUUCACGCAGAAGCUGCAGGCCACGCGGAUCGUGCGCGCGCAGCUGUGGGUGCACAUGCGCCCGGCGGCCGAGGCGACCACCGUGUUCCUGCAGAUCUCCCGCCUCAUGCCGGCCACGGACGGCGGCAGGAGGCACGUCCGGAUCCGCUCCCUGAAGAUCGACGUGAAGGCCGGGGUCAGCUCGUGGCAGAGCAUCGACGUGAAGCAGGUGGUGGCGGUGUGGCUGCGGCAGCCGGAGACCAACUGGGGCAUCGAGAUCAGGGCCUUCGACUCGCGGGGGAACGACCUGGCGGUGACCGCGGUGCAGGCCGGGGAGGACGGGCUGCAACCGUUCAUGGAGGUGAAGGUGUCUGAGGGCCCCCGUCGGGCCCGGAGAGACUCGGGUCUGGACUGCGAUGAGAACUCGCUGGAGUCCCGCUGCUGCCGCUACCCGCUCACCGUGGACUUCGAGGACUUUGGCUGGGACUGGAUUAUCGCCCCAAAGCGCUACAAGGCUAACUACUGCUCCGGGGAGUGCGAGUACAUGCACCUGCAGAAGUACCCGCACACCCACCUGGUGAACCAGGCCAUCCCCCGGGGGUCCGCGGGCCCCUGCUGCACCCCCACUAAGAUGUCCCCCAUCAACAUGCUCUACUUCAACGACAAGGAGCAGAUCAUCUACGGUAAGAUCCCGUCCAUGGUGGUGGACCGCUGCGGCUGCUCCUGAGCGCGGGGCGCCGCGCCUCAACCCUUCAGACUCCAGACCGAUCCGAUGCUUUCCUGCAGCCACCUGAGGCCACAAGCAGCCCGGCCCCCUGCAGGGCGGCGCUUUCACCACCAGCAUACUGUAGCUUUCUUUCUUCCAGUGAAACUUUAGCCGCCCGGCUCGAAGCCAGACGGGCGCCAGAACAGAACAACGCCUGAUGGACCGUGAAGUGAAUGUAGCAAGAAAUGAUCCAAGUUAAACCAAAAACAUUUGUUCCCCCCCAAAGUUCCUGUCUCUCUUUUCUGUAUGAGGAAUAAAGUUACAAUAAUUUGGGUUAAUUAACCUGACAGAGAAAAACAUGGAGCUUCAUUUUUCAGUCCUAUUUUUUUCAUGAUACUCAUGAAUGUCAGUUUCAAACCAAGCAUUUAGUUUGAGUCUAACUAUUUAGUUAACAAGCUAAAUUUAGCUCCACAAGUAUUCAGUGAGCAAGAUAACUAUUUAGCUCCAAACUAAACAUACAGCUCUGCGCUAGCUACCAAGCUAACUGAAUAUUUAGUUUGAAACUUUGACAUUUACGUAUGAAUGAAUAGUGAAAAUGUGAGUGUGAAAAAUGAACCCUCAUGUUUUUCUCUGAUCUCAAAUAACUCAGAUUAUUGCUGUUAAUUUUUGACCGUAACCUUAAAAGCCUGGACAGACCAACACGCGUUUCGACGCUUUGCUGCGUUUGUGAAAACCAGUUUAAUCGUCUCUGACGUUUGGAGACCCGUUGGAGUCACAUUUCACCCCAGCUGAGCCGCCAACAAUGAAACGUCCAGAACAGUAACAGACCGUCUGGUUAGCAGCAUUCCCCCGUUAGUCGACUAAUAUUCAGCUAAACUCUCCCCAGCAUGGCGGUUUGACUGGAGCAGAACCAGUUUUGGGUGAACCCAGCUGAGCGGUUCUGAUUGUAGCGUCGGCCCUGAACUGGAGGCGCAGUGAACCCGAGAUGUGAGUGACCCAGUUUGCACUAUGGACACCAACAGGACGAGUUGGUGGCUACAAAGAGUUGUAAAAACUGAUUUUGAUAUGUUUGGUUAUUUGUAUUGUGUGCAGUUGUUUCCACUGAUGGUGUGUAUAAAAACCACAAUGUAGCAAAUAAAACAUGUUAUACAGAAACUCCAUAUGUACUUGUUUCAACAAAUAAAGUCUGUAGCUUGUUUGUUGA
Molecule: messenger RNA, 2716 nt
Organism: Poecilia reticulata (guppy)
Lineage: Eukaryota; Metazoa; Chordata; Actinopteri; Cyprinodontiformes; Poeciliidae
Gene: mstnb
Product: myostatin b
Cellular component (GO): extracellular region
Molecular function (GO): cytokine activity; growth factor activity
Source: RefSeq, a predicted model, not a curated record